Messenger RNA from Neoarius graeffei (lesser salmon catfish), 3037 nucleotides. Its product is annotated as protein NYNRIN-like. Lineage: Eukaryota; Metazoa; Chordata; Actinopteri; Siluriformes; Ariidae. The transcript is spliced from 2 exons. Gene Ontology annotation, molecular function: RNA stem-loop binding; RNA-DNA hybrid ribonuclease activity. Gene Ontology annotation, biological process: DNA integration. The coding region runs from base 1035 to 2990 and encodes 651 amino acids. The record is from RefSeq and is a predicted model, not a curated record.
CUAACAAUUUGGUGACCUCGACGUGAUACUCUCAAUCAGCAAGGUGUCGUGGUUCCUUGUGUCAGCCCGUAUAACACCCCAGUGAACCCGGUCCCAAAACCGGAUGGCACAUGGCGCUUCACUCAAGACCUACAUAAAAUAAAUGAACUCAUCGUUCCCGUGGCUCCAGUGGUCCCUGACGUUCCUUCUCUUAUGUCUUCUAUUCCGUGUGACCAUGCUUAUUUCUCUGUGAUUGAUUUGUGCUCUGCCUUUUACAGUGUUCCUGUGGGCCAUGAGACUCAGCCCCUGUUUGCUUUCACACACAGGGGAAGACAAUACACGUGGACGCGGUUGCCACAGGGUUUCAUUGACUCACCGGCGGUCUUCACUGCCGUAUUGCGGGAUGCGCUGGCUGAUCUCUGUCUUCCCCGGGGCUCCACAGUGCUCCAGUACGCGGAUGAUCUCCUGGUAACGGCGGAGGAUCAAGACGCUUGUGCUGCCGCCACAUUGUCUCUCCUCACACUCCUGGCGCAGAAGGGUUUCAAGGUCUCCCGCAUGAAGUUGCAGUUUUGCCUCACAACUGUUCACUACUUGGGACAUGACCUCUCCCAGGGUUCCAGGAGGCUUAGCCCGGAACGCGUUCAAGUCAUUAUGGACACUCAGGUGCCUGCAACCAAGCACGCUCUCAUGGCAUUUCUGGGCCUCAUCAAUUACUGUCGUCAAUGGAUCCCUGACUGUUCAAUCUAUGACAAGUGUUUGCGUUCAGCUAUAAGUCACUCAGAUCCUUUGACUCAGCCCCUGGUCUGGACUGAGGACAUGCUAACGGCCUUCAAGGCUCUGAAGCAAGCUUUGUGCUCCGCCCCUGCUCUCGGGCUGCCGAACUAUCGUUUGCCGUUUCACCUGUAUGUGUGCAAUCAGAAGGGGACCGCCUCUGGGGUGCUGGCUCAGGAGCACGGGGGGGGGGCAUACGACCUUGCGCGUUUCUGUCUAAAACUCUUGACGCUGUGGCACAAGGGCUUCCUGGCUGUCUUAGGGCUGUUGCUGCGUGUGCUCUCAUGGUCACGGACGCUGAAAAACUUGUUUUGUCGCAUCCGCUCAUUUUACACACUUCACGUGACGUCGUGUACAUUCUGCGGAAUCUUAGCACUCAGCAUUUGUCUGCUCAGCGUCGCUCUGGCUAUGAGUUUAUUCUUUUGGCCACAGAGCAUCUCACUGUUAAGCCCUCCUCGUCGUUUGAUUCUGUCGCCCACGCUCUUCAGCGUCUUCUUAACUCACAGGAUGACGAUGUAGCGUUUGACUCACAUGACUGUCUUUCUAAUAUCGUUUUUGAGACUAGCAUCCGCCCAGACUUACACUCCACCCCUCUUUCCACAGGCGAUUCUCUUUUUGUAGAUGGUUCCUGUUCCCGCCCUGCGGAUGGUGUGUUCCUGUGUGGUUACUCUGUUUGUCGCCUCCCUGAUGAAAUUGUUGAAGCUCAUUCUUUGCCUUUUUCUUCUGCUCAGGCUGCGGAGCUCUAUGCUUUGACUCGCGUGUGUAUUUUGGCUCAAGACACAGAUGUUACUAUUUACACCGACUCACGCUACGCUUUCGGCGUGGCGCACGACUUCGGCCGCAUUUGGGCAUCUCGGGGGUUUACGACAGCCGACGGUAAGCCCAUUUCUCAUUCUUCACUUGUUACUGAUUUAAUCACCGCCUGUCUCCUUCCGUGCACGUUGGCCAUUGUUAAGACACGCGCGCACACAAGAGGGGACUCAUUUGAAGUAAAGGGCAAUUCAUUCGCUGAUCGAGUCGCUAAAGCUGCAGCCGCAUCCGGUGUCCUGCCUCCAGGCUUUAACUGCGCUUUAGUUUCUACUGAUCGCAUGGUUAGCGCUGUCUUACCUGACAUAGAUCUCAUUUCUAUCCAGGCCUCGGCCUCUGUGGCAGAUACGCAGUUCUGGGACGCCCAGGGCGCGACAGAGAAGAGUGGCGUUUUGCUUGACGCACAGGGCCGUCUUUGUUUACCUCGUCACUGUACUCCCUUUCUCGUCCGCGAGUUCCAUGGUCCCACUCAUCGCGGCCGAAGAGGGGUAGUGGAGGAUAUGAACAGAACAUUCUGCAUCAAUAAUUUGCACACAGACGCACACAACAUUCUGGACAAGUGUUUAACGUGCGCCCAGAAUAAUCUAUCUAAACCAGGCGCGGUACAUCAGCACCUUCCCAUACCCGACACGCCUUUCCAAGAAUGGCAGAUCGACUUCACUCACAUGCCAAAGCAGGGCCCGUUCAAAUACCUUUUGGUCAUGAUUGACAAAUUUUCACGGUGGAUUGAGGCUUUCCCGUGUAGCAAAGAGAACGCCCGAACAGCAGUGAACAAACUUACACAGGAAAUUAUCCCACGUUACGGUCUUCCGGUAGGAAUUGACUCUGAUAAGGGAACGCCGUUCACCUCUAAGGUAACGCAGGAGCUAUGUAAAGACCUCAAGAUCAAUUGGCGUUUUCAUAUCCCAUACCAUCCACAGUCCUCUGGCAUUGUGGAGCGCGCGAAUAGAACAAUUAAGGGUAAGUUGCGUAAGGCUAUGCAAGACGCAGGCACGAAAAAUUGGGUCCAAGUUUUACCGUUGGUCCUCGCUGAUAUGCGCAUGACUGCUCAGGUCGCUCUCGACAAUUUAUCUCCGUACGAGCUCGUCAUGGGACGCCCCUUUCCUGUCCCUUGGCGUAGAGGCAUGCAGGUUAUAGGAACGGGUGAUCUUGAAGUACAUCUCAGCGAGUACGCGGUGGGUCUCAUGCGGGUGCUGGAUGAGUAUUGGGUGAGAGUAAAUUCCAAAAAGCCUCCCAUUCCAGAGGCACACACUCACCCCUUUGAGGUAGGGGACAGAGUUUUAGUAAAGAGAUUUGCUAAACUAAACGCUCCCAUGGAGGAGUCACCCUACAGUGGGCCCACCGAUGUACUCGCUGUAACUCGCACGGCUGUGCUAACGGACCUUUUUCCACAGUGGAUCCAUGCCAGCAGAAUAAAGAAGGCUCCAAUGUAAUAGAAAUCUAUAUUGUUGAUGCUUAACAGACUUUUGUGUUUCAGAAA